AUGGUAUUUAAUCAAAGGGAUGCAGAUCUCAUUCUAAAAAUUCAUAUCCCAAGACAACAUAUUCAAGACAGGACCAUUUGGGGUCCAGAAGUUGAUGGGAAGUUCUCGCUCAAGAGCUGUUAUAAAGCUGUCUGUGGAGAACUUAGAGAGGAGGAUUCUCGGGAAUGGAGUAAGAUUUGGCAAGCAAGAAUCCCUCCUAAGGUGAAGUCAUUCAUGUGGCAAACAUGUUCUAAGUGCCUCCCUACAAAGGAUCUACUGAGAUUGAAAAAGGUUUACUGCGAUGAAAAAUGUCUUCCCUGUUCACAUGGUUCCAUAAAUAACUUCAUAGAAUGGAUCAACUACAUGAUAUCAUCUUUGAACAAAGACCAAAUUGGCAAUCUAUUCAUGGUUUGCUGGAAUUUAUGGAACUUGAGGAACAAUAUUCAUUGGAAUAACCAAUCCCUGGAGUCAGCAAGGAUCACCGUGCGUAGAGCACAAAACGUUUACUUUGACUGGUUUGAGGCAAAUAAGAACAAGCAAGAAGGAAUGAAGAAUGCAAUUGAUACGCAACAUGCCAAGUUAGGAUUCGGCUGGGUCUUGAGGGACGAACAAGGUCACUUUAUAGCAGCCAAAGGAUUGAAGUGGAGAGGGUCAUAUAGCUCCAAGGAAGCAGAAGCAGUAUCCAUUAGAGAAUCGCUUACUUGGUUGAAGUCUCAUGCUUUUGACAAGAUUAUUGUGGAGACGGACUCUUUACCGGUGGUACAAGGGCUCAAAUCUACAGGGUUUUCUCGAGGAUGGAUUCGUGAUCAGCCUAUGUAUUCUGUUGUUGUUGCUGCUUGCAUGGUACAUGAUGUACUGGUGAUAUAUGAUGAAUUCUUGGCAUCUGCACUGGAUUUUGAGAUAUGGGUAGAAGCUAAUAAGGUUUAG
Molecule: messenger RNA, 906 nt
Organism: Ipomoea triloba (trilobed morning glory)
Lineage: Eukaryota; Viridiplantae; Streptophyta; Magnoliopsida; Solanales; Convolvulaceae
Exons: 5
Coding region: 1-906 (301 amino acids)
Molecular function (GO): RNA-DNA hybrid ribonuclease activity; nucleic acid binding
Source: RefSeq, a predicted model, not a curated record